Messenger RNA from Monopterus albus (swamp eel), 5326 nucleotides. It is a transcript of the gene slf2, whose product is annotated as SMC5-SMC6 complex localization factor 2. The transcript is spliced from 21 exons. Lineage: Eukaryota; Metazoa; Chordata; Actinopteri; Synbranchiformes; Synbranchidae. The record is from RefSeq and is a predicted model, not a curated record. Bases 262 to 4281 code for a protein of 1339 amino acids.
AUAAUAAAGAAGACUUCAAGUUCCAUAAUUCUUUUCGUGCAAUAUUGGAGGAUACGGUCAGGCGGGAGAAGAUUAUUAGCCUUGGAUGUCUGAGUCGCUAUUUGUGCUGCAUGUGCAAUUCACAAAAUGAGAAAAGCGACAGAAAAUCAACUCAACACUCAGACGCUUGCAGAAUACAUCUUCCCGAAGAGUAAAGCAAAGGACUUCCCACUGCAGCAGCGCUCCUAACUACAUUUCACAUCUUUUCACCUGGAGACUCCAAUGAAGCGCUCUGAAGUCCCUAACCGGCUUUCUUACCCACCACCCAAGAGAGCGUUUCCACUUCAGAGCCCUGAGCUGUGUUACAGGGACAAACUGGGUCCACCUCAGCAUCCUCUUCACCCCCUGGGACCAGUGCAUUCAUUAGGAUUUGUUCCAAGCAGCCCAGCUAGCAUUGGAGCCCCAACAAAUAGGUGCCAUCACACUGGACUAGGUCCUCCACAGCACUCUGUUCAAGCCCCAAAGGCUUACUGCUCCUCACCAUUUGUUCCGUUCAGUCCAAGUAACAUUGGCACCUCAACUAAUAGGCCACAGCCCUCAACUCCCAGUAUUUUUCAUCAGGCAUCACCUCAAUUCAUGAAGGAUUUAAGCAACCACUCAUUGUCCCCCCACAUCAAGAGAGUUCAAGUGACUGAAUCCAAGGUCACUUUGUCUCACCCAGGAAGUAAAACUGUGACUGCGAAAAGUCAAGAAAAAAAUAAGGCUCAAUCCAGUGAUGUGCAGCAGCACAGAGCCCCUGUGAUCCCAUCACUCAAUAGCAGAGCAGCCCAAGAAGUUUAUCCACCCUCAGAGUCAGCACACUUGUGGACCCCGCUAGGCUGCCAGCUUUCUCCGAGUACCCAGUCUUCUGAUAGGGGUAGUGGUUCCAGUGUACCUAUCCCACACAGCCACAUAGCCCCUUGCCAGGGCCAACAACAUAAACGGGCAUCUUCAAGUGAAAAGUCAAUUCCAGCAGUGGAACUGAAUUGCUUAUCUAAGAAGAGGCCCAGGGAUUUUGAGGACAAUGAAGACAAUGCCAAGAAACUGUGUUUUCAGGGUGCAAACUCUGGCAAAGCAAAGGCACCUAAGCCCACUGGUGGCAACUUAAUCAGCACUUCACCCAAGACCACAGAGAGCCAUCUGUGCACAGAGUCAGCAUUUGGCCAAGCAACAAGCUUGGAACCAUCAUCCACCAUUAAAUCGUCUCAGUCAUUCUGCACAUCACUGUCACCCAAACCUAUAAAGGAAAGACCGCCAAUGGGGGCAAAGCAGGCCUAUAUAAAGUCCAGUGAAACUCAUAUUGUGCAGUUAGUGUCAUCUUCAAAACCCUGUGAAGAAAGAAUGAGGAGAAGAAGUGAGGACAGUGAUAAAAGGGGUAAAUCAAACCCUUUAUCCCCUGAAGCUCCCCAGAAAGAGACUAGUAGUUUACCUCAUGUUCGGUUAGGCAGCAGUCACUCUGGGCAUACUCACCAUAGUACCUCAGCCUUACCAGACAAGACCUUGAGCAGAGGUAAUGGUGUGGUAGAACGAAAUAAAACUGCCCGCCCACGAAGAUCUGUAGUCAUACCUGAUAAUGCAGAUGAGCUCUUUACCCCUGACCCUGUAACCUAUGUAGUCAGCCCUCCACAUAAGACUACAAAGUCAAAGAUAGAUAGAGCAACAAUCAAAUUACCCACCUCAGAGAAAAGUUGCUCAUCCAGCACUGCAAACAGCUCUAGUAACCCAGUUACUGGAUCCUUGUGUCACAAAACUCAGAACUCCACAGAUUCUGGUUCUGCUCAUGCAGGGGACACCAAAGUGUCUUUCUCAGCACAUAAUCCACAAAUCUUAAUGCCAACUGUAUGUUUACAGCGGGUAAAACCUGAAAACAUAAAACACCUUUGUUCUAAAGAUGGGGAACUCAAAAACAGUCGCUUCACUUCUUCAGGCAGGCAUGUUACAGAAGAGAGUGAUAAAUCUAGUGAGAAACAAACAUCUUUCAUUGUUGGGGAGGAGAGUUUAUGUCCUUUAGACACUAACACUACUGCAUCAAAACAGACUUCACCAUCCUCUUUUUCUAAGUCUUCACCACUGGAGAGGCUGCCAAGUGAAGGGAGCAGAAAGCAUGUGAAUGAAGAGGAUUCCACAGAUGUGGAGCUUGGCCUAAACUUUGAGUUAGAUUUGGAUCUAAGCCAGAGCUCACAUAGCAGCGAGGAUGAGCAGCUGCUUUCAUUUCAGGAGAUGAUGGCACGUGUCACCAAGCCUCCUGGUACACCAGAGAAGGGAGCCUUCUCAGAGCCUAGUACACCUGGACAUCACAGCUGCCAGUUAAAAACUCCUUUGCCGUCCACCACAAACUCAGGCAUUUACAAGAACAACCUUGAUCAGAUGCUGAAGGAAAUAAACAUGAGUAAAAAAGCUAAAGAGUUUGAGACACGGCUUCUAACUGCAUGUCAAGAAGACCUGUUGAGAAUAGCUGAGUAUGAGGAGUCAGAAGAGAACCAAGAGGAGGGCAUCUCCACAGAACAACAGGAAUUCCUGCAGCGUUACACACUGAUGUCCAAUGCAAUCAGAGAAGUGGCUCCAGGAGAAGUGGUGUUCAACCUGGGGAAAUUUGGCCAGAUCUUCAAUAAAGAUACACUGCAGCUCAGGAAUUGCAUGGUCAAUCCACAGGGGGCAGCACAGAAAACACUUCUUUGGUCCAGUCCUGUUCAGUUGAGAUUGCAUGUGAAUAUCGGUUUGAUCCAGGAAGCUUAUAACUGCUACUCACCCUGUCCAGCUCAGGUUACCCGUUUCUUUUUCAAGAUGAUGUCAGUUCAUCGUGAGAGGUUGGUAUCCAAAAACUUGCUACAGGCCCUCUGUGACAUUGCCUACACUGCUGCUUAUCAGAGAGCAAAAAAAGGAAGCCAGAAGUUUAAAGUGUGGGUGCCAAGUUUGGCUGAUGUGACACUGGUCCUGAUGAAUAUGGGAGUACCAUUUGUUGCUCUCUUCCCUCUUGAGAAUCUGCAGCCUUCAUUCACAGAGGGAGAUUUGCUAGAGGAUGACUAUAGGAAAAUUGAAAGUCCCUCCAGUAACACGGAACAGAGCACUUUCCCUGAACACAACUAUAAUAACGUCUUGAAGUACAUGGCUUAUAGUAUGAACCUCUGUCCAUGGGCGUACAGUGACGAUGAGCUGCUAUUGCUGCUAACUAUGGUGGGAAGAAUUAGCUUGGACACUCACCUCAUCCUCCAGUCCGGUGAAGACCUGCACCCUGUACAGCAUAAAGUUAUUGACAGCAUCAGGGACUGGGACACCAUGCUGCCCAGAAUCUGUCUGGCCCUCACUGAUUUGACAGAUGACCACCACAACAUGUGCCUGCUAGUUCAACGGCUGCCUGACAACAAACGUGGAAAGCAGCUGCGCCGACAUCUGAGCCUGUCCAUGAUCUCGAAGCUCUUGGAUGGAAAUUGCACUUACAGACCUAUAGAAAAAGAGUUUCAGCUCUCUAAUCUUAGGCCGUAUCUGCCCCGUAUGCAACCAUCCACCCUUCUUCGUGGUUUGCUGAGCUCCUCCAGCAGGAGUCAGAAAGAUAAAGAGGAGGACACGGCCACCCUUGACCAACAGGCAUACUACCUCUGCUAUAGCCUUCUGACCUUGGCAAAUGAAGCCUCAAAUUUUUACUUCUUCUCAGCUCAUCAGAAGGGGCAGCUGCUGUUACUGUGCUCUGAGUUGGAAACACAUGUUAAGUGUGACAUCAGAGAGAGUGAGAAAUGUCUUUACAGGAGCAAAGUAAAGGACCUGGUGGCCAGGAUCUCCACAAAGUGGCAGAUGCUCCUUCAGAGGACCAGGCCUCUACAUGAUAAGCUAUAUGAUUAUUGGCAGCCUCUGCCUGAGGAUACACCGAUCAACAGCCAAGAAGAGCAGGAGAUGGACAGCAGUGAUGAUGGAGAGGACACUUUGAUGGAAGGAGAUGAACAAGAGGAAGAAUCCAGUGGUGCUGAAGAUGAUGAAGCCAAAAAGGUCACUGACGAUGAGGAGCGGCUCGAGGCAGAAGAGGACAUGAUGCAAGAUGGAAAGCUAGGAGAAAAUGACGGCGACAGUUCAGUGGAUGACUCAAAUGAAACCAAAGAGGCGAUGGAUCAAGGGCCUAGGGAGUUGAACCAAGAUAUGCCAGAGACAGAGCCUCAAGUGCACAAGGAGGCUGGUAACACAGAGUGCAUUCAGGUGAACACUGAAAAUACGGUUGACAUGAGAACAACUACUCACCAUAACCAGAUAGCAGCAUAUGAUUUGGUGUCAUAGUUCUUGUUUUCAGGGCUUUAAAUGCUGUUGCCUUAAUAAUAAACUCAGUUUGCACUAAUUGCCUGUCAUGCCCUACCCCUAAGCUCAAUUUUCAGUACAAAUUUUAAUUAUUUAUGAAUAAAACCAUUUUGGAUGAGAGGCCUUAUCUAAUUUUUGGUUAAUACAGCUAAAGAAAUAAAAUAUACUUUUAAUGUGUCUUUUUUUGAAAAAUAACUUUCUGUCCAAAUUGCUCUUUAUGGUACCACUGUUUUUGGUCAUUCUGUUCUGUGCAAUAAGUAAAAAUAUGGAUAGCACAUAUGUGUCACAUAAUGCAGUUAACUGCCUACAGUGACCUGUUUAUUUGGGGUGCGAAACAUUUGCAUCCUGUUUGUCAUUUAUAUUCAUUUGUUAAAAUUUUGGAAUUUCUCAUAAGUCAUUUGUGUCUGUGCGCUCCUCAGCCAGCCUGAAUAACUGAAAAGCUGAUUGUGCUGUACUACAUGUAUGGUUUUAUGCUACAAAGACCCAAAUAGUUUUCCCAUUACAUGAGAAUAACUGACUCAUGUUUCCCUGGAUCCCAAUGGAAUAUCUGCAUUUACAUGGUGUGUUGACAAGGACUGGGCUAUGAUACAAACUCAUGAACAAUGGCUUCAUUUAGUUAAAGCAAAAUUUGCUUUUCAGAAUCUUAUGCAAUAUGUUUCCAUUAAGUUAGCUUAAAACCAUUAGGUUUUCUGCAGUUUUGUUACUUACAUUAACUAUUCAACUGCUGUAGGGUUUUUUCCCAGCAGAGCAGACAUGUUAGGAAAAUCACAGGCCUUACUAGUAGCCUUACUGAAUGCUCCGUUUCAUUCUCAUUUUGUCAGAGUAAAGCCUUGCCAGGCUGACCACAUAAACAACACCAUAAUGCUGAAACUGAGGCAACUAUAUUGAAUUCAACUAUCAUUUUGUUAUUUACACCUGUGCUUUUCCUACCCUGGUUUCAAAAAGGCUUUUUACAUUUACUUUGUAAAUAAUUCCCAUGCACAUAUUUUUGUUGACUUGUUAUAUUUUUACUGUUGAAUAUAUGCAU